AUGUCUCUGUUCCAAGGUUACGAAACAGAUUUUAAGCUGGCCCAUUCGGAGGCCCAGCAGAAAUUGUCCCAGAUAUACGGCCUCACCGACCAGGAUAAGCGCGUGGACCUGAUGCGGGAGGUCGAGAAGCUCAUAGACGACGGAUAUGACUUAAUUGACUCGAUGUCCUUGGAGGUGCAACAGCUCGCCACCCACCAACGCUCGUCGUACAACGCAAAGACAAGAACGUACAAGCAGGACCUCGAACGGCUCAAGGCAGACCUCAAGUCGCUCAUGGACGAUAACGACAGAGUCAACCUGCUGGGAGUCAGCAGCCAGGACGACUACAAUCAGCGACAGAAAUUGCUCAAUUCCCACUCCUCGAUCGAUAGGUCCACACAGCGGCUCAAUGACGCCACAAGAACGGCUCUCGACACGGAAAACGUCGGCACAAGCAUCCUCGACAACCUAAGGUCCCAGAGAGACCAGAUCCUCAACGCCAGAGAAACCCUGACAGAGGCAGACACCUACGUGGACAGAUCGCUCGCUACUCUGAAAACCAUGACCCGCAGACUCGCAACCAACAAAAUGAUCACCUAUGGAAUCAUCGCCGUGCUCAUCAUGCUGAUCUUCCUGACCCUUAUCAGCAAAUUCAGUUGA
Messenger RNA from Ogataea philodendri, 639 nucleotides. RefSeq lists its product as uncharacterized. The record is from RefSeq and is a predicted model, not a curated record. Gene Ontology annotation, cellular component: endoplasmic reticulum membrane; Golgi apparatus; ER to Golgi transport vesicle membrane. The coding region runs from base 1 to 639 and encodes 212 amino acids. Gene Ontology annotation, molecular function: SNAP receptor activity; SNARE binding. Lineage: Eukaryota; Fungi; Ascomycota; Pichiomycetes; Pichiales; Pichiaceae. The transcript has a single exon. Gene Ontology annotation, biological process: Golgi to vacuole transport; retrograde transport, endosome to Golgi; macroautophagy.